This is a messenger RNA of Spodoptera exigua (beet armyworm), 788 nucleotides long. Lineage: Eukaryota; Metazoa; Arthropoda; Insecta; Lepidoptera; Noctuidae. The record is from the annotation of a GenBank genome assembly.
UUUUUACUUAUUGUUUGACCUUCAAAAAUUACUGUCAAUUUUCCAUACUUGAUGGUGUUCAGAAGUCUUCUAAAAUCUCAAUUUCACUCGAAAUAUAAACGAAUAUUAGCAGUAAGCUUUAACAGUUUGCAAAGCAGAUACAUAACAACUUGUCCUACAAUGUCGAAAACUGCAUUGGUCAUCUUGAGCCAGGGUGCCGAGGAGAUGGAGACUGUCAUCACUGUAGACAUGCUCAGAAGAGGUGGAGUAACAGUGACUCUAGCUGGUCUAGAUGGACCCGACCCAGUGCUGUGUUCCAGGCAGGUCACCCUCGUUCCUGACAAGGCUCUGGAUGCCGCUCUAGCUGAGACUCCCAUGUAUGAUGCGGUAAUUUUGCCCGGAGGUCUGGAAGGUUCGGAUCGCCUCUCGAAAUCAGUGAUAGUUGGCAACAUUCUGAAGGAGCACGAACAGAAGGGAAAGAUUGUUGCUGCUAUUUGCGCUGCGCCAACAGCAUUCGUAGCUCACGGUGUUGCCCAGAACAAAAAAAUCACAUCCUACCCAACUACAAAGGAUAAGAUACCAGCUGAUUGCUACACCUACGUGGAAGGAGAGAGAGUAGUGGUUGAUGGGAAUAUUGUUACUAGCAGGGGCCCCGGAACAGCAUACUGGUUUGGACUGAAGUUAAUUGAAUUGCUAACAGGCAAAGAUAAGGCUGAUCAAGUAGAGAAAGGAAUGAUUAUAUCUGGAUAUUAAAAUGUUAACAUUUUUAUGUCAUUGGUUUUAAGUGCAAUAAAAUAUGUAUUUUAUCA